CGGCUGGGUCCCCGUCGUUCGGCGCGAUCUCCUCGUACUCCGUUUUUUCUUAUAAUUCGUUUAGUUGAUUACGAGGAGAGAUUGUGAUGCAAGAAGUGCGUAGCGGCGAUGACAGGGCGAUGACAGAUUCAGAGUAAGGUUUGAGGACAAACGGUGUAUGAGAAUCCCACGUUCGCUGGUGAAGUUGCCACUGCGGCGCUCAUCAGCUGUAUGAGAGGCCGGCGGGUGUGAUCGUGGGUGGCGUCUCGUAUUGGAGCCACGAAGUUGCGUCCCGCUGAGAGGGAGCCAGCAGCUGUUGGUGAAAAAUUCGGGGCCAUUUCCGAGGUGCAUUUGGGCGGGAGACGACGCAAAUCGGAGAGGAGGGAAGUAGCUUGGUUCGAAAUCGUAUUGUGUUGUGUAGCGCCAUUUCCGAGGUGCAUUUGGGCGGGAGACAACGUAAAUCGGAGGAGAGUGGUGUUGCUGGGGGGCGCUUCUCCCCUUGCUGGGGCUAUUGCAGCCCUACCCAAGAGAGAUGGAGAGUAUGAUUUCUCUUUUGGCAUUCGCUCGUCAGAAGAUUCAAGAAGGUCAACCGACGAUCGCCCUCCAAGCGGUGGUAUCAGCUUUGCAAGCGAUUGGAGGAGAAGCUGAGGUAUUUCGAGCUCUGGACCGUGCGCGGUGCCUGUACCAUCAACGGAACGGAAAUAUGAACCUUGGACCUCCACCGAAGGACCCUUUGGAUGAGCUCACAAACCUCUUUGCUCACUGCGCCUUGGUGGAGAAGGCGAACGUGUUUGUGGGAAAUGGCCAAGGUAUGAUGUUGAAUGCGGGGGCGGACGCGGAUGGUGGUGGCGUUCAGGAGAGAGAGUGUGAAGCCAUGGAGGCACGGGAAGAUGACGAUGUCAACAUGUUCGGGAAUUCCAGUCCAAUUCUUGCCGAGUCGGGGCGGUUGCAAGUUGUGCGUGAUGCAUCGGCGGACAACAGCAGCUUUACCUGCUCUCUAUGUGGAGGUGUUUUGAGCUCCGUCCGGCGGGACGAACACAGGCAUUGGUGCACUGGCGGCGUUGCAAGAUGACUGUCCCUCCUCUCACAGGGCCAUGUUUUGGAACUUUCGCAUUGCCAGAUCAUCAUUGCGCAAUGUCCUAUUGUCUUACGCCUGUUCUGUUGUUUCGUGUUGCUGGAUCAUUGUUGCCCAACGCCCUGUUUCUUACUUUCGCCCGUGUAGAGGGUGUUGUUUCCCGUUGAGGCAAAGACUGCGGGCUGGGUCCCCGCGCAUUAGAACAAUCUGCUCAGCUACUCGUUAAACCACCAGUACUUGCGAAAGUCGCAGCCGUAUAUGAGCCGCGGCGACGCACUGGGCCGAACGGUCCUGGCAGCUCCAGUCCAAAUUCACUCAGUGGAAACGUCGCGGCUCUGGCCGAUGUAUGGGUGAAGCUUCUACUGGUGGUUCAAGUGUUGUCGGACAGUGUUCGUGCAGCAUGGGGUUGUGUUGGCAAACACUUGGCUUGGAAUUUACUCCGGAAGGUAACCGAGUGUGUUGGUAAGCAAGAGACUGGUGUCUGUUUCGCUUCGCCCCCUGCCCCCUGCCCCCGCCCCCCUCCCUCUCUCUCUCUCUCUCUCUCUCUCUCUCUCUCUCUCUCUCUCUCUCUCUCUCUCUCUCUCUCUCUCUCUCUCUUCUGGUUACCUCUUCCCACCUGCCUUCUCUCUCUGUCACUCUUUUUUUUGUCCGUCUCUGUCUUUGUAAAAAUUCGUUGUUGUGCUGCUGCUGAUGAUGAUGGCAGGGUCUACUCUUGUGGUUGCCCCUAUCCUGCUGCCGUGUCUCUCUGACGUUCUCUUUUUCUGUUCGUCUCUCAGUCUUUUUAGGAAAGUUGUUGCUGCUGCUGCUGCUGUUGGCCGGGUGGGAGGUGGUGCUGCUGCCAAUUUUCGUAGUGUAGAUGGUUGGAGUAAUUCGAUUGGUGUUAGUAGCCAAGGAAGAAGCGUUGUUUUCUGUUCUUUUCCUUGUUGCCUUCUUCGUCUGAACCGUAGCAAAUACUCCUCCUCGCCGUGGACAGUGUGUAAGUGUGAGUACGCGGAGUGGUUGUUCAUAAGGAUGAGGGUACUAGCGAAGGAGCAAGAGUAGAAGAUAACCAUUUGGAGUGCGGUAAGGUGAGGUUUGUGAGUGCUUACACUGGUGACUGUGAAAGCUUUGUGAAUAGAGAGCGGAGAGUGGGGUUUAUGUACAGAUGGGUCACUUCGGCGUUGACGAUUUCGCGAGCGGAUGUUUAGGUACUCGGUGGAGAUUGAGGAGGGAAAGAUUGAUCAUCAAGAUUCAAGAUUCUGGCAGAGUCUUUUGAGAACAGUUGGACCAUAGAGUUGAUUGGUGUAAAGAUGCUCUUCAGUUUGUGGGAAAAAUGAAGUUGGUUGCUUCCUGUGGCAUACGGGUUUGCGGCAGGAAAAAUGAAGUUGGUUGCUUCCUGUGGCAUAUGGGUUUGCAUCGGGUUAAUCUGAAGAUUCUGAAGAGCUUGGUCUUCUGUUUUCUUUGCUUUUUUUAAGGCCUACCCUGUUUAUCAAAUCCUUUGGUAAGUGAAGUUGGUUGCCUCUUGUAGCAGAUGGGUUUGAGUGGGGUUAAUCUGUAGAGCUUGGUGUUCUGUUUUCUAACUUUGCUGUGCAUUUUUUAAGGAAGUAACGCAAGAAAAUCCUUUUCCUGGUCGCUCAGCGACUCAACACCAUGUUAUUCGCUGUAGGAUUCAUCUUCUUGUUUACCAUAGGAGGACUUACUGGAAUUGUAUUAGCUAAUUCUGGUCUUAAGGAGUGUUUGCUGAAUCUGCCCUGUGGCCGUGGAGAAACGGUCAAAUGGCGAGUCGCUCUGACGGCUGGAGGAGAGGGAAGGGAUUAGAGAAAUGCUCAAUCGUUUGGAUUGUAGGUGUUGGGAGAUGUGGCACGUUGUUGCUCCAAGGCAUCGCAGAUUCGGUUUACAGAGAUGUUGUAGGGAGGUGGAGUACAUAUCUUGCGACUGAAUGGGUUGGGAGUUCUGAAAAAGCUGAGCCCGUUAACAAGCCACGAUUUUAGGAAGGUGAAGGUCCUUGCGAGAUCAGAGUGGGAUUUAUUCCUUGUAGAUGGUCCAAUUAAAAAAAUACCACCAAUACUUCCUAAAGUAGUGGCCGUUAACAAGCCACGAGUGUAGGAAAUGUACGGGCCACUACAGGAGCGCCCAAAUUCAUCCAAGUAGAAACGUUGGACUCUAUUUUUCCCCCACGGCCUAUAGAUGGGGCAAGUACUGGUUGGUGGUUUAAACCACCAAGUAGUAGUAGUUUCCCCAACCUGAAAUCAACGGAACCAAAGCACUGAUGAGUCAGUGUACAGCGGAACCUACGUGAGAUUUUGCAUUACAAAAGGAGGUUGCGAAAGAAGUGUUUCCUGUGAUUUCUUGGACGGAGAAACUCUGCUGACGAGCCCGUGAGAUUCAGACUCGAAGCGUCUGCUCUUCGAGCCUUUGCCAAGGUGGAGAACGUCAUGUGGUAAGAAAUGGAAUCCUUCCCCCGUAGUGACUAUGCGAGUUUGAUCAGGCACAAAGUUCAGGCCCAUGGGUUGGAGGCAUUGUGAUAGGAACUCUUGAGCGCCCUGAACAACUCUUCGAGCCUUGUGAAGAGAACAACGAAAUCAUCGGCAAAAUGAUUGCUGACGUGCUUGUUAAAACUGUUUUCCAUAUCUUCUAUCUACUUUUUUUCAUAGUCUUUAAGGGAUCCUCUUGCUAAUAUUUAUCAAAUCAACACAGGACUUCCCUUGGGAUUGAUCAAUCCAAGUAAUGUAAAUGAAUGUUUUCCCGAUAU
This is a messenger RNA of Chara braunii, 3785 nucleotides long. Lineage: Eukaryota; Viridiplantae; Streptophyta; Charophyceae; Charales; Characeae. The record is from the annotation of a GenBank genome assembly.